Molecule: messenger RNA, 2292 nt
Organism: Acanthopagrus latus (yellowfin seabream)
Lineage: Eukaryota; Metazoa; Chordata; Actinopteri; Spariformes; Sparidae
Gene: tdp1
Product: tyrosyl-DNA phosphodiesterase 1
Exons: 16
Coding region: 244-2100 (618 amino acids)
Biological process (GO): double-strand break repair; single strand break repair
Cellular component (GO): nucleus
Molecular function (GO): single-stranded DNA binding; 3'-tyrosyl-DNA phosphodiesterase activity; double-stranded DNA binding
Source: RefSeq, a predicted model, not a curated record
AACUGAAUGGCCGGAAAAGACGUUUCCACUCGGACACGUGUUCCGUGUGCACCUGCCCCUGCACUGUGGUUUGUUUCGAGCAGAUGUGUUGUUAAGAAGUUUGUUUGGCGGUGCCUUAGUAAGAGUUCGUGCAUCGUGAAGCAGUGCUGCCGCUCGCUCACCUGACACGGUGAAACAACCGGCUCGCUCCGCCGUGACGUCAUCACCGCAGUGUUCAGCGUUACACUGCUCAUCCUGCACGGCAUGUCUCAGGACAGUCAGCAUGGCAAGUGGACCGUCUCCGACAGUGAUGACGAUGACGAGGCUCUUCCUUCUUCUGGGACUCCUGCUGUAUCCAAUCCCAGCUCCCGUCAGUCUCUCUCUCCCCCUCGCCCCAAACUGGAGCCAGUAGAGGUCCCAGUGGAGGCGAAACCAGAACCAUCAAAACCACCUGUGUCCUCACUUGCUAUUGGCUCUGAGGCCAGACAGUUGGCAGCAAAGAACCAGUUGAAACCAGUGAAGUAUGAAACCAGUCCGUCAUUGGCUGGAAAGCGUAAGAAGGAGGUGUCAGACGGCUCAGGGUGGGCUCUCUCAGACAGUGAUGAUGAUGAUGAUGAUGGAGGCGUGAAGAGCAAAAGUGUCAGUAACUUGCCCAAAAAAGCGCCUCUGAGCCCAAAGGCGAAAAAAGUGAAGGUGGAGAACGAGCGGCCUCCGAGCCCCCACGGCCGGCUGUACUACAUCGAUGAGCCGGAGGACUUCUUUGAAUCCAGUGUUCCUCGUCUGAAUGACACCUUCAGGUUCUACCUCAACAAAGUCACAGGCCUGGACAGGAAGUACAACACUGGAGCUCUGCACAUCAGGGACAUCCUCUCUCCAUUAUUUGGGACCCUGAAAGAGUCUGUACAGUUUAACUACUGCUUUGACAUUGCCUGGAUGGUGCAGCAGUACCCAUCAGAGUUCAGAGAUCGUCCAGUUCUGAUCGUUCAUGGAGAUAAGAGGGAGGCCAAGGCCCGGCUGGUGCAGCAGGCUCAGCAUUUUCCACAUGUUCGAUUCUGCCAGGCCAAGCUGGAUAUUGCUUUUGGAACUCACCACACGAAGAUGAUGCUGCUGUGGUAUGAGGAAGGCUUCAGAGUCAUCAUUCUGACCUCCAACCUCAUCAGAGCUGACUGGUACCAGAAAACACAAGGGAUGUGGAUGAGCCCCUUGUUUCCACGGUUACCAGAGGGCAGCAGUGCGAGCGCAGGUGAGUCGCCUACCUUCUUUAAGAGGGACCUGCUGGAGUACCUGGCAUCAUACAGAGCACCUGAACUCGAGCAGUGGAUCCAACGAAUCAAGGAGCACGACCUGUCUGAGACCAGGGUUUAUUUGGUGGGCUCAACCCCAGGGAGAUACGUCGGUCCAGACAUGGAGCGCUGGGGCCACCUGAGGCUGAGGAAGCUGCUGUAUGACCACACAGAUCCUAUUCCUGGCGAUGAAAAGUGGCCUGUGAUUGGCCAGUUCUCAAGCAUCGGCUCUAUGGGUCUGGAUAAGACCAAAUGGUUGGCAGGGGAAUUUCAGCGCACCAUGACCACACUGGGGAAAUCUUCCCAUCGCUCGGACCCCCCCAUGCACUUGCUGUAUCCAUCAGUUGAAGAUGUGAGGACUAGUUUAGAAGGCUAUCCAGCGGGAGGCUCUCUUCCCUACAGCAUCCAGACUGCUCAGAAACAGCUCUGGCUCCACUCCUACUUCCAUCGCUGGAAAGCAAACACAACAGGAAGGAGUCACGCCAUGCCGCACAUCAAGACGUACAUGAGGGCAUCACCAGAUUUCACUCAGCUCGCCUGGUUCCUCGUCACAAGUGCCAACCUGUCCAAAGCAGCGUGGGGUGCUCUGGAGAAGAACAACACUCAGGUGAUGGUUCGUUCAUAUGAGCUGGGAGUCCUCUUCGUGCCCUCUGCCUUUAACAUGGUGUCGUUCCCUGUUCACAAAAAUCCAUUUCUUGUCUCGUCGUCCUCGUCGGGUUUCCCUGUGCCCUUUGACCUCCCUCCUACAUGCUACUCUCCUAAAGAUCAACCUUGGAUCUGGAACAUUCCGUACAGCCAGGCUCCCGACACACACGGCAACAUCUGGGUUCCCUCCUGAAAACACACACAUGCACAUUCAUACACUCACACACACUUUUCUAUUGCUUUAAAACUGCUGUUUGUAACUGUCAGUACAGUACUAUGUUUAGAUGCUAGUUGUCAGUAAAAAUUAUUUUUAUAUUUCAUACUGUAGUGUAGACUCACAUGAUUUCUACUAAUAAAUACCCACAUGUUAUGUUAUCAUUGUCAA